This is a messenger RNA of Lutra lutra (Eurasian river otter), 1197 nucleotides long. Its product is annotated as putative protein FAM172B. The transcript has 3 exons. NCBI's taxonomy places the organism in Eukaryota, Metazoa, Chordata, Mammalia, Carnivora, Mustelidae. The record is from RefSeq and is a predicted model, not a curated record. Gene Ontology annotation, cellular component: nucleus. Gene Ontology annotation, molecular function: siRNA binding. Gene Ontology annotation, biological process: regulatory ncRNA-mediated heterochromatin formation. Bases 1 to 1197 code for a protein of 398 amino acids.
AUGGCAAGAGAUUGCAUAGGAGACUUGAUAAUGAAGUGGUUACCAGUGACUCAGGAGCUGAGCUUCCAAAAAUUUAUUGAACAAUCUGACUUACUAGAAGAACUUAAAUAUGACUUCAAUGAAAAAGCUGAAUUGAGACACACUGAGACACAAAGGCCUUUUGUCUUUAACUAUUAUAAAAAUGUCCUUGAGAGGAAUAGCAAGCGCUACCAGGCCCUUGGCCAUUUGCUUGCACAAUACAUUUAUGAGCUUCUGGAGAAAGUAUGCAAAUUACAAAAAGUGUAUAUCCCAACAGAGGCUGAUAAGGAACCAAGAAGCUUCUUUUUCAUGAGUGAGAGAGCAUUAACAAGUCAUCAUUCUGUGCUUCUUGUCCUUCUUCAAGACCAUGGGGCCUUUAGAGCUGGUCAGUGGAGUCAGCAAGCAAUAAUACAUCAUGGUCUCCAACAUGGAAGUCAGAUACCGUGUAUUCAGAUGGCAUUGCAGGCUCAUUAUGAUGUAAUUGUGCUAAACCCCAAUGACAAUUUUGUGGACCUAAAGAUGGAGAAUGAGUGGAAAGGUCUUUUAACACAAAAUAUUGGGUCCUCUUCCCUAAAAAUGGUUCAGGCAGAGAAUUUUUUCUCUCUCCAGAAACCUCUCCAGUGUAUCCCUAAAAGAUGCAGCAACACCCCUGAAGAACACGUGGCUUACAUUUGGGAUUACUUCAUCUCAAAGACUGAAGGAAAGGAUGUUGCCUUCAUUGUACAUGGUUAUGGAGGCUUGGUUUUUAUGGACUUACUUGUUCGUAGAAAGUGGGAAGUGAUGAACAAAGUAUAUGCUGUUGCACUCAUUGACUCUGAACAUCAUGUAGGACACCAGCUGGGAAGUGAUGUACAGUUAUUAGCCUGGAUAAAGCACCAUUGCCGUGAAUGGGUGACAAGUCCUAAGCCUUUGGAUAAACCUGCAACUACUGUUUUAAGAAAGGAGUUUCCUAUGGUUUCUGCUGGUACAGAAAAACACAACCUAGCCCCUUCCUCUAGCCUCCAGUCAAUUUUUAAAUACUUUAAAAAAGCUUUGAAAGCCAAAACAACUAUUAAUUAUUCUCGAGUGCCAAUAGCAAGCGCCGGAGAGAGUGGGCGGGAUUUCCGGCCACGGCUGACCCGCAAGGUACCGAAACUAAGCCGACCAGCGUUGAUGCGUGAGGUGCGGUUUCUUGCGUAG